AUGUCAUUUAGGGCUCGAGAAAUGUACAACAAGAUCGCGAAGAAAGCUGGAGCUGAUUCGAUGCCAUCUCAAGUGAUGGAAUCAGUGAAGAAGAUGAUACCAAACACGAAGAUCGUGAUGAAUCGAGCCAAGCGCGGGAUUUUCGCGGGCCGCCACAUCCAGUUCGGUAAUAAGAUCGCCCUCCAAGGCCUCAACAAAUCUAGACGGAGUUGGAAGCCUAAUGUACAGGAGAAACGCCUCUUUAGCUAUAUCCAUGACAAACACAUUUGUAUUAAAGUCACCACCCAUGCCCUGAGGUGGAUUGACAAAGCUGGUGGGAUUGAUGAGUACCUUUUGAAGACCCCUUACGAGAAGAUGGACACUGAAAUGGGUUUAGUCUGGAAGGCUAAGGUUGAAAAAAUGUAUGCUGAACUUGGUAACAUGGAAGUAGGCUUCUUCACCCCUGAAGAAGAAGAUAAGAUUGCAAAGGGUUUUGAAGAACUCAAGCUUGAAAAAGAGGAGGCCAGGAAAGAAGCCAGAAGAGUUCAGUCAAAGAUACUAAUGAAAGAGUUAGGUACGCGUAGCGAUCAAGCAGAGCAGAGUGAGGAAGAAAGUACUGAUGAUUUUAAGAAGGCAGAGCAAUAGACUCAAAACCUUAUUCAGAGUUUUUGUUGUGAUUAUGACGAAAGCCUAGCAAACGUGGUACUGCUUAUCCUAAACAGUGAAAAUUUACAAGUAGAUAGGCCUCUGAUGGAGAAUUCUUUGUUGAACCCAAAUGCUGUAUCUUGAUGAUCUUAUGUAUCAUUUUAUUGUUCCUCUAGGUCUCUAGCUUUGAGUUGUCACAUCUGAUGUUGGUUCAUGAUUGUUUGCAAACUUCAAGCUCCAAGUCCUAGUUAUCUAUAGCAGUGAAGGUGUAACCAGGAUCCAAGUUUUGAAUUCGAUAUUUGUUUGUUUCAAGUAUUAUGCAAAAUAAAGCUCUAAGAUUUGUCUAUGAAA
This is a messenger RNA of Asparagus officinalis (garden asparagus), 975 nucleotides long. Its product is annotated as 54S ribosomal protein L24, mitochondrial. The record is from RefSeq and is a predicted model, not a curated record. NCBI's taxonomy places the organism in Eukaryota, Viridiplantae, Streptophyta, Magnoliopsida, Asparagales, Asparagaceae. Gene Ontology annotation, cellular component: mitochondrial large ribosomal subunit. Bases 1 to 624 code for a protein of 207 amino acids. The transcript has 2 exons. Gene Ontology annotation, molecular function: structural constituent of ribosome.